AUGAAUGAAAAUCAUUAAAAAUGGAAAAAACCGAAGCCAAAUUUAAGAUUUUAUAAGAAGAAGAAGAAAAAGAUCUUAAAUAAUAAGCUAUUUAAGCAAACUAAGAAAAAACUAAUUUUAGAUGAGAUGAAAAUAUAAAAAGAGCUAAACCUCAAUUAAACUAAGUUUAUUUGA
This is a messenger RNA of Paramecium sonneborni, 174 nucleotides long. NCBI's taxonomy places the organism in Eukaryota, Ciliophora, Oligohymenophorea, Peniculida, Parameciidae. The record is from the annotation of a GenBank genome assembly.